This is a messenger RNA of Beta vulgaris subsp. vulgaris (sugar beet), 1825 nucleotides long. RefSeq names its product protein SET DOMAIN GROUP 40. The coding region runs from base 223 to 1728 and encodes 501 amino acids. The record is from RefSeq and is a predicted model, not a curated record. The transcript has 6 exons. Lineage: Eukaryota; Viridiplantae; Streptophyta; Magnoliopsida; Caryophyllales; Amaranthaceae. Gene Ontology annotation, molecular function: protein-lysine N-methyltransferase activity; protein binding. Gene Ontology annotation, biological process: peptidyl-lysine monomethylation.
UGAUUGUGAUUGGACCUGACCCAACAUUAUCCAUAUCCAUGAUUAAUUUGUACCAACUCGAUACGACUCAACCCGAUCCUUCCAAUAACCCAACCAUGCUUUGUUAUCCCAUACACAAACUACAACAUUGGAUGGCCCAAUUUUUGAGGGCAAAUCAAAGUAUUGAAAAGCAUUGUAGAGACUAGAGAGGAGAGAGCAAAACCAGCAAGAAGGCAAAGAAAAAUGGCAGCGCAACAACCAAAUUUAACAACAUUUCUCGAAUGGGCAGCGCAGCUUGGCGUCUCAGACGCGCCUCAUCAUCAUCCUCCUUCUACGGUCUCCUCUUCAUGUUUGGGUCAUUCACUCUCCAUCUCUGAUUUUCCUGAAGCUGGAGGGAGGGGUUUGGCGGCUGUACGUGAUCUUAAAAAAGGGGAAAUGAUCUUGAGAGUUCCAAAAUCUGUACUAAUGACAGUUGAGAGUGUUCUUGAAAAAGAUCAGAAACUUGCUCAUUGUGUUCAAUCUCAUGAUUAUCUAUCAUCUACACAGGUUCUCUCCGUGUGUCUAUUAGCCGAAAUGAACAAAGGAAAGAGGUCUGCUUGGUAUCCUUAUCUAGUGCAUAUUCCUAGAAGCUAUGACACUCUAUCAAGUUUUGGUCCGUUCGAGACAAAAGCAUUGCAAGUGGAUGAUGCUAUUUGGAUAACAGAGAAGGUCACAUCAAAGGCUGAGUCAGAUUGGAUGGAAGCAAUGUCAUUGCUAGAACAACUCCAAUUGAAGCCUCAACUUGUGAAUUUUAGGGCUUGGCUUUGGACGUCUGCAACGAUAUCAUCACGAACAUUCCAUAUACCAUGGAAUAGUGCUGGGGGCUUGUGUCCUGUGGGAGACCUUUUCAAUUAUGCUGCACCUGGAGAGGAGUUAGCUGAUGCAGAAGUUUGCGAGAGUUGGCUUGGUGACUCUUUGUUAUCUUUCCAGAAUGGAGGUGAGAAAGAGGAUCCACUUUUAGAUGCUGAACAAUAUGAUGCCUGGUCAGACAGGUUAACUGAUGGUGGCUAUGACGAAGAUGUAGCUGCAUAUUGCUUGUAUGCGAAGAAAAACUACAAGAAUGGGGAGCAGGUUCUGUUAAGAUAUGGGAUAUACACAAACUUGGAACUUCUUGAACAUUAUGGGUUUGUUCUGGAUGUGAAUCCAAAUGACAAGGUUUUUAUACCUUUACAACAUGACAUAUCUGCUUGCCAUUCAUGGCCUGCAGAUUCUCUGUACAUUCAACACAAUGGGAAACCUUCAUUUGCACUGCUAUCUGCAUUAAGAUUGUGGGUAACUCCUCCAAAGCAGCGAAAAUCUGUUGGUUACCUUGCACUUUCUGGGUCACAGAUCUCUCUAGAAAAUGAUAAAAAGGUGAUGAAAUGGUUGUUAUCAAAUUGUCGUGCACUUCUGAAUAGUCUUCCCUCAACUAUAGAAGAUGACCAAUCAUUACUUGGCGCAAUUGACAAGGCUCAACAACUUCAGUCCUUUGAGAAGCCAAUCAAUAUGACUCAUGCAGCUACCAUGGAAUAUUGCAAAUUCUUGGACCUCUGCUGCGGCGGAAGUGAUGUGUUAGCUCUGUCCUCAAAGGUGAAAAGGUCCAUGGAUAGGUGGAAAUUGGCAGUUCAGUGGAGGCUUAGGUACAAAAAAACGCUAGUUUAUUGCAUUUCGUUUUGCUCUCAAGCUAUUGAGACUCUCCACUGUAAAUGGCGUGAAAUGGAGAAUUUAUAGUCUUGGGAGAACUAUCCUAAUCUCGUUGUAUCUCUCCUGAAUAAAUAAAAUUAUGGGUCUAAUAUGUGCAAAAUUGAGGUCGACCCAAAUGUGUCAA